GUGAAUAUCUCGCAUAUUUCAUGUACUCGAUUGGGGGUUGAAUUUAAAGUACCGUUUGUGUUUAUUGACUUUUGCAAGUAGAUACAUCUCUUAUCUCAUAAUCUAGGAGAAGUCUCUUUACAUCGACUCAAAGAGAUGGCAGUUUUGUGACCCAUCCAUUCACUGCGACUGUCUGAACCAACCUUGACGAAUUCCGUAUUUUAGUUCCAGGGGCAAGACUCAUUGCGCAGAUCGUGGUCAGUGAAUUACUUGAACCUUGAGAAACAAAGAUUGGCUCUCCCGCCACAUUGAGGAUCAACUACAAGGUACUAGCCAUUUUAGUGUCAACUGCAGUAGGUAAGUCUAGAUCAGUCCCGGCAGAAUACACGUGGAGCCACGAAUGAAGCUCUUUGGUUUAGUGUCGGAUUCACGGAUUAAUUCAAAAUUUUCGAGGGAUAUUUUUGGGCGACUGUUUAUUUAACUGUUUUGAAUGAGGUGACUCAAAUAUAUUUUCACAUGUAAACUCUUAAAUGUAGAUAUUUGGGUUCCUGGGUCGUGUUGAUUACAUGUGGUUUGCCUAAUUUUAUGAAAGGAAAUUGCUUUGAAAUUGAGUCAUUGGGCCAACGAAGUUCGCCCCCCAAGUAAUCACAAGGUUGUGUUGUAAUCAAACGAGAAAAGUGGAGUAUCAUCAAACGGCAUGAUUAUUGGUUUAUUUUAACAGUAUUAGUAUUGACGCAUUAAGCUGCGUUAAACUGCAGAGACCAUCUGGCUGUACGUUUCAAGCUCUUUAAACCCACGCGGGUCACAAGCUCAUUACAUGAAAUAGAAGCUUUUGUCAUAGUUCUUCCCAUUGCGCCUUCUUUUCCCGAAUUGAAAAAUUGUAUGAAUAUUUUUACUUCAUUGUACGUUGUACUUUGUUCCGGGUUUUAAUAGAGCAUCAAGAUUUCCAAAUUUUCUGGGGAAUAACUUGCUAGAAUGCGUAAUCGAGGGGUCGAAUUUUCGUGGUAUCCCCUAGCUUGAUCCUGUUCAACUAGUUGAUUAUUAUUUAACCAUAUUCUGGUCCACCAGAUCUGAAAACUACCCUUGAGAAUCUAUUUCCGUUAUUGUAAACAAUUUAAAUUAAGCCGAACAACUAUGUCAUUCACUUAAGCACGUUUGUUUGAAAUCGAAUAUAUUUCUACGACCUCUCUUGACAAGACUGCUAUACUGAGAAACACUUAGCUAUUUUGCCGUAAUCCUCUCGAGACGCCUUAAGGUCAUUCGGAUUUGUAACUAAAUAAAGCUAAAUGCAUAGUACAGGUCAAAAUUUUGAGGUUUGGAAGAUUAUUUUUAACUUUGAGAAACGAAAAUGUCAAUCGUCUGUCAAAGUUGGCUACUUUCUCGAUGUACUUUGUAUUGAAAAAAAAAAUGAACACAAGUUAUGUAAUUCGUAAAAGCCGCUACGUUCAUCCGCUCGAACUGGGCAUGUCCAACUCAGGGUUGAAUUUCGUGAAAAGUUCAAGUGCAGGUAUAUUCGCGACGUUACCGCUCGGCGCUAACACGCCGGAUUUAGAAUAUCGACACGUUUUCAUGUUUCUUUACUCGUAACAUCGUGCUAGCACGCUAAGCAUCCUGAUCAUUUUUUUAUUGAGCGUCACGUAAUUGAGUAAGCUGUUGUAGUAAUGUGGUGCUUGCGUAAGAGAAACUGUUUAUAUGGGUGCAUUUAUGCCCAAAAGAGCUACGUAGGGUGCAUUGUAAUAAGUGUUCCUUUUUCUCCGGAUGAAAAAAGUCAAUGUAUACUAUUAGUCUGGCUGAGGAAAUCGUGUAUCGAGGUGUGCACCUGUGUCUUUCAUUAAACUGAGGUAGAAAUUCCUGUUGGACAGCUUUAAAAAGACCUUUGAGUAGGGGUGUUUUCAUAUUUGUGGUAUAGUAUGUAAUGGGCCUUGAUGGUAUCCAGUUCAGUUUCUAUUUUAUUAUCGUACACAUGAGACGUAGUGUUUCAUCAAAAGAUCAAACACUGAGAAAAGAGUUAAGUUGGAAUUGGAAAUGCAACGCGCUGUAAGGUAUUUUUGGCAAACUGAGUUCGUGAUGAAAUAGAGGAAAUACUUAGCUUUGUGGAAUGUUUGAUUUUACUUCUCAAAGAAAAUGAUUUUUAAAAGGAGGAUUUAAAGAUGUAAAAUCAAGACUUUUUCAUCUGAUUUUAAACACUCAUUAAACAUCAAUAUCCUUUGUGUUUUCAUUAUGAAUUACUUUAUGACGACUGGUCAUUGUCAUGUAAUUUUCAUUCCGAUCUCUACAAAAUAAUACUGUAAUGCGCUGUAAUCCAAGUGUUAUAUUAAGAAUUUAAAUAAAGAUCAAGCUGGUUAGGGGUAAGCGGUUGUAAGAUGGAAGGUGUACUUACAAAAACGAAAAAAAAAAGAGACGAGUUGUUUCACUCAAUAUAUCUUUUUAAUAGUUUAUUGGUGAAAUAUUGGACGCCAAAUUUUUUCGCAGCUGUAGAUCGGCUUGCUUUACUGAAAUUUGUACUAUGCAAACUGAGGAUGUUGUCAAAAAAUUAAUAUAGAGGAAAUUUGAGAUACAGCUUGUAUGAGAGAUAGAUGGCUUUUAUGACUAGAAAAGAAGGUAAAUUCGUACUGUAUUGGUAGGGUAAACCUUUCUCGAUAUAUGUCCUCUUAACCAAUUAAUUGCAUUUUACGAAUAGCAAGGCAUUUGAAAUCAAUGAAACAACAGAAGGGAAGGGUUCCUCAAAAAAAGGCGCCAUUUUUAGGGCUAAAACAGGUAUUUUGAUGGAUUUACACUGUUGGCCAGGAAUAACUGGGAUGUUGUAAUGUUGCUUGCUAGAUUUCCUGUUCUUGGAUAAUAUUAAAAGAACACAUCUUGCGACUAUGAAAAUCGCAGCAGACUGGAAAUCUUAUAAAGAGUAGGUGUGGUCAGAAGAAAAACUUUGCGAAUUCUGCCAUUGCCAAAAUCAAAUACAGGGAGACAUGUUCACUGAUGUGGCUCUAAACAUUUGUGUUUGUUGCUGAUAAAGAAAUAUUAAAUUUUAAACAGGAUAUCCUAUUACCUAGUAUGAUAGUGGUGUUUGAGACGUCAGUGCGGAAAUGAUCCCUUUCAUCAGUUAAACGUUAUUGGAACUUAAUUACUGUGUUGAAGACUGGUGGUUACUCUGUUGCUAACCUAACAGGGCCUCGAUAUACCGGACAUGUUUUUAAGGAAGAAAGCAGACGGUUACUUUAAAAAUCGUGCCAACAGUACGUGCAACCUCGAUUAAUAAGCUUGAUCCCAAGCUCAGUCCUGAAGGACCUUAUCGCGAUAUAAGAGUUGCUGAUCGUUUAUCACGUGCGCAUCAGUAAGAUAUGUACUUUGACUUGUUUAAGCUGUAAAUUAAUUCACGAACUGCAUAAAAAUGUCAUAAAAAUCACGUCGUCCCUUACUGUAUAUAACUGGAUCAUAUUCUCCUCAACUGAUUAUGUAAUUACACCUUAAUCGAAACUGGACGCCUUUCGAAAACUUCGAAGACAAAGACGCUAAGGCUUAAAGCUAAGGGGAGUACAAAAACUAGGUAAGUUUAAGUGGAGAACGUAUUUGUGAAUUGAUCGUUACUGGCUCCAGAAAACACUUUCUCAAGGACAUUCCUCACUUAAGAUCGUGAGUGAGGGAUUAAAGAUCUGAUAAUGAAUUUCCAAUUUUGGCUUUUUCGAUUGUUGUAGCCCUAAGGUAGCUUUUAUAGUCGUGUAUAGUCUGUUAUUUGUUUUGUUUUUGUGAAUCCAUGGUUUUUCCUCGACGGAUGAACAUUCUCUCUCUUUUCUCGUGCAGUCUGAAGUUGCUUUUAAGGUAUUAUAGCUAUAGUCUAGCCCUAGAGCGUUUCGGAAGUUAUUAGAGCCGUUUGCUCUUUUUACAACUGUAAGCUUUAAAAAUGUUUUGACAUUUGCAUUUCGAUCGUUGUAUCUAAAAUCGCGCUCGUCGUACACCAGAAAACAGGCGAUCUUUAAAAGGUCUGGAAGGGGAGCGAGUUGAGCAACAGGAAGGUCUGGGCACGCUUUCCGCGCUCUGUUUUGUAGUUUACUCUUCGAGGCCAUAAUUAUACACUUACAGCGAAAAAACAGCGUCAUGUUGGUUACCAGUUUAGGCUGAGUGGUAUAAUCACCCCUUGUUGGUUAAUCUUCUUUAACUUUCCUAACAUUUCUUAAAUCUAAAAGAAGUGUCAAUGAAGUCACAUUUGCAUUUAAAGCGUUCGAAAGUUUUGUCAAAAGUAGAUUUUACCGAUAUACGUGACUUCAGGUAAGUAAAAACUGAAUGGAAUGGGGACAGUGAUGAGGACUUUUUUUUAUGAAUAAUGGAUUGAAAAUGAUCGCGAUAUCGGUACCCUGGUGUACCGACUCUGUCGCCCACCCUCCCCCCCCCUCCUGCCCCUCCCCUGUACACUACCUACAUACCGGUUCUGGUAGCAGGACUGGUGCCUUUUACAAAUUUAGUUUCAAACUCCCUCAGGGCACGAAUGCCAGAUUAAUCAUUUAAUUAUUUGAUACCGGCUCGUGAUAAGGCGAACAAUAAAUUCCAUUUAAGCCAAGAAAUUACGCGGAGAACAGUGCGUCAGAAACUUGCUGCAUUCUUAACUGUUGCAUGUAAGAGUGGUUGAAAUGUCAACAAAUCUCGUAGAAAGUGUUAGUUAAGGCUUUAAACGCUGCGUGAUCCAUUGACUAAUUAGAAGCGCUAUAAUUCGGUUCUCUUUUUCAAAGGUUUGUGGUGAAACACAGCAGCAGAAAAAUCGAGCAACAUGAGAAGGCGACGAACACAACAGCUAACUAUAAAACAACCGAGGGUGUUCAUGCUUGGCAAAGAUGGAGUUGGAAAGUCAGGUUAGUGUUUAAAUUUGCCAGCGAACAAGCUACAAAUAUGAUUUACAAUUAUAUCCCGUUGUUAAAGUUGUUCUUUAUAGCCACGAUAAUCAUCUAAGUUUAGGUUACUGGAAGUAAUUUUGUUAGGAGUAAAAUAGGGCAUUUUUGUGAUCGGUCUAUUAAAGUUCUUAUCAAAUGUCUUAGUAUGUCUGAUUUCUUGGUUGCCCUGUCUCCAAACGCACGCAUCUUAUAUAAACUUGUUUUAAUAUCAGUGAACUUCUGUUUUAAUGCUCAAUCAGGCAAUCAAAACAGAUUUAAUGAACAGUUUUAUUCGUGCCUGCUGCUGUCAAAGAAGGGAAUAAGUUUUCCAUCACUUAAACUAUUUGGAAUUUAGUCUUCUUAUUCUGUAUGAGCAAUUGUCCCAAUCUUGUUGUGGUUGUUCUUCACUAUUCCGUUUUCACGGCGGAGGAAAAAGGCGGUCGUGUCGUGUACUCCCGUGUUAAUUAUUCCAUUGUCGUUUAAAAGCCGCAGAACCAAUGACGUUUCUUUGUUAUGGUUUUCUGACGAUUAUAUCGUUACGUAAAUAUGACAAGUUACUCUACCAAAUCCGGUCUAUUGUCAAGUGAAAUCUUUUUUAACGUGAAUUGCUGUCAACACUGUGGAACGCUAGCGUCUUCAAAUAUGUUGACAAGAAGCUUUAGGUAUUUUAAUGAUAAUAACAAUACUAAUAACAAUAAUGAUAAUUAAAAAAAUAAUUAAAAUAAUUAAAAAUUAUUAUUAUUAUUAAUUUAAUUAGGAACGUCAUUUUUUCUGUGGUAAACGUGUAUCAUUCGCGGUUAUUCUACUUCAACAAGGUUUAUUAUUAUUAUUUUUCUAUUUCAGCUCUUGUCGUGCGUUUCAUAACUAAGAGGUUUAUUGGGGAAUACGCGCGGUCGUUAGGUAAGAUCUUUUAGUUCUUUCUUUUGGAAGCUGUAAUGGAAACAAAAACUAAACGAACAAACUAAUUACUGGCACUUUCCUUCUCUUUUACUCAUAACCUAUCCCCUUUGUGCCUCGUGGCACAUAAGGCUUCCUGGUUCCUGUUAUAUGAUAGGCAGCCCUCAGCCCAACCCCCAAACUGAAGGACCUGGGGACUACACUUAGUCUGGUCUCUAUCCUUUGACCUUUUCGGCAUGAGUGACUACACCAGGAUUGCAAGACUCCAGCCGACAUAGCUCUAUGGGUCAUUGAGACGAGGUUUACGCACAUUAUGCUUUUUAGAUCAAUUAACGCUGCUGGAGAAAGUUGAGUCCUUUUUCUGUCCCUGCCCAAAUAAAUUACCUCAAUAGGUUGAAAAUAUACUUUUUUAUGUUCUUAACUCCUGUUUCUACACUCUUGCUUUUCUAUAGUACGAGAUAAGCAACAAAAAAAAAAACAAGUUCUAAACGGCUCUGUAUUUGUCGAGAACCUGGCUUUAUGAAGUUCGUCCUGUUUUUAAUUCUAUAAAAAUAUAUUUCAUAAGAAUAUUGAGGCUAAAAUUUGCGAAAUGUUAAGACUAUUUUAAGAAUAAACCCGACGCUGGGAUUAAAAUAAAUAAAUAAAUAAAUAAAUAACGAUUUGCAGGUAGCACAUCCACAUAGUGGUUCUUCGUCUACCUGAUUCCUUGUGGAAUUGGAAUUUGGAAAUGUUAGUUUUUGAGGAGAGGGGAAAACCGGAGUACCCGGAGAAAAACCUCUCGAAGCAAGGGAGAGAACCAACAACAAACUCAACCCACAUAUGGUGUCGACGCCGGGAUUUGAACCCGGGCCACAUUAGUGGGAAGCGAGUGCUCUCACCACUGCGCCACCCUUGCUCCCCCAAAUCCUGGGAUUUUGAAAAGGACAUAAUUUUGUGUGUCGAAAAUCUCUUAAUAAAAUGGAAUUAUCUGUUUUUGACUUACCUGACAAAAUUAUUCCCUUACUAAACGGGAAAACUAGCUAACAAAACGAAAAAAACAGCUCUAACUAAAGCCAACAUGUUCAGUGCUGAUAGUAGUUCUAUUAAGGGUACAUGUAAUACUUAUGGACAGUGUAUGUCCUCAACUUUAAUUUAAGAAUAAUACUGUUUUGUUUCUUGUUUUGCUCGAAAUUUGCAUGUAAGCAGCGCGAGGACUAAGCCUCACGCCACGGAAGGACUGGUUCCAAGUUAAUUUCAAACAGGCGUUGCUAGCGUCAGUAUGGCGUAGACAUUAUUUAGAGAGAUUUUUUUUUCAUGCUAGUCGCAUCGAGAAGGCUGGUAAUCCGCCUGAUUUGAGUCAUUUGUGAAGCCUUCUUUCCAGAGUGUCAUUAAAGAUAACGUCACCAUUACAAAUACAAUCAUAUUUUUCAGCCUAUAACCGGCAGAAAAUAAGAAUAUGCAGCCUGGGCCAGAAGAACAAUAAUCUUAUAUGUAUAUAAAAAAGAGAGUGUAACCGGGCAGUAUUGAAAGAAAUCAGCUGAAAACCAAACUUAAGACAUUUUUCUUGUAUAAUUUCUUUGAAAUCUUUGGAAGUCAAAUUUUGUAGGAUUAUGCUGAAAAAAUGUCCAUUUUGUCGGCAACAACAACAACAACAACAACACUUUAUUCCACCCCAUAAUAUACAAGAAAUAAAAAUUUAUAACAAUAGUACAGACGAUGAUAGGGGCGGUGGCUGCGAAAUAACCUAAGAGUUAAAAAUGCCAGGCAGUCAGUUAAAAGAAAAGAUGUUUAAAUGUUUAGGUCAGGGACACAAGAACAAAGAAAACAGAGAAACACGCACAAAUAGUUAAGUAAACUACCAGUAUAUAAAGAGACUAAAAUUCAUACAUUGCAAAACAGUAUUAUUUCCAUUUUAAAGUUACCCAGGCAACAUGCCUGAUGCUUUAACUUAGGCCAUGUUAACACUAUACCGCCGGAUACCUUUUUGUGCCGACACGCAAAGCUAUCUGGUAUGGUGUGAACGCCUAUCGCGCGAUAUGUGACUCUCCACGUUCGAGAUCGACGCGGCGCAGCUUCGCGCCGUUGCAGAAACCGCUCCGAAAUCACUGUUCUUCUGUGUAAACAGAGACUCUCUCCAGUAUGGCUUUCGUGCCGGCGCAAAGCUAUCCGGUACAGAGCGUUUUCACGGGCUCGUUUUCACUCACGUGGCCAGUAUCUACUAGGCAAAUUUAUUGGAACAAAAGAAAGCGUUUGAAGAAGAAAAGAGUUCAACUCCCUCAGGAUUGGUUUGGUACACCAACAUGGCCGCCGUUUCAUUGUUUUGGGACACCAAUAUGGCCGCCGUGACGUCAUGUGAAAACACUCUAUAGUGUGAACAUAGCCUUAAUCCUUUAAGCCCUAAGAGUGAUCAGCAUCAAAUUUCUCCUUGUAAUAUCAAUGCUUUGUAAAACAGAGUGGUCACGAGAAUUAUUGACAUGAUCAAAAAAGAUGAAUUUGCUUGAUAUUUUAUCAACUUCUCCCCACUACGUCUGUAGGAAAUGAAUAGGGGCCACAAUUGGGAUUUUUAAUUUUGAUCCUAGGGUUUAAAGGGUUAAGCAUCAUGCCCAAAAUUUAGCCGGCAGAAUGGCAGUGUCUAAGCCUGAUUGAGACUCGCAAACCACUCCACCUCGGUAGGGUGGCAAUCCCUCCGAAGCGGUCUUCGCUUAUGCCAACCUUGAACUGAAUUUUUCAAUUCGUAUUUUUAUAUUUGCAGAGGAUUCCUACAGUGUUCACGUGGAGAUGGAAAAUGAAGAUGUCGAGCUGCAGAUUACAGACACCGCGGGCGAGGUUUGUAUAUGUCGUACACUACAUGACAUGCGUCAAGUGUAAGGGUGCAUUCGAUUGGUCAAAACGGAAAAUACUAUUAGUAUAUUCUUCAAAAUACUGCGAUAUAAUAUUCUUUUCAACAGCCUAUCGCUCUGCUGAUAAUAGAGAGAUUUGACAUCAAGUUUACAGUACAACGGACGGUGUCAGUCACCGAGUUUUCCCUUCACUUGCACGUUGUUUGCUCUUCAUCAUAUUAGCUUGCAUAAUUUAAGCGUUUUCUUCGUGUGUGUGAAUGUUCCUGCUUGCGUAAGCGCCAUGUCCCCAAUCGUCCUCACCGAUAAAAUCAAAGUUGGCGGCCAUGGCAUUACCAAACUUAGACAAGCAACUUUCCGAGACCGGCCAAGAAAUAUGCCUCGAUAUCACAUCUACACGAAAAUAGGUGCCUUCAUGUGAGUUUCCUCUACAAGAAUUAUUUCGGGUAGUUUUUAUCGCUCAUUUCUGAGAAAUUGUAGUCCCGCUAAAAUCUGGCGUUUGCUUUGUGUAUAAAUAUGAUUCUAAAUAGCUUUAAUGACUUGGUCGUGGGUGCGAUUUAGUUGACAGAAACCUCUCUUACGUUUUUGAUUCUCAGAAUACAGCAGAGAAGCUAAGCCUGAUCUGUCGUCAAGGAGACAUGUUCUUCAUUGUGUAUUCCAUCACCGAUCGUUCAAGUUUUGAGGAAGCAGAACGCAUUGGACGGUUCAUAAAAGACAGUCUCCAUAGAGAGACCGUUGACAUGGUGAUCGUAGCAAACAAGUGCGACUUAGAUCACUUGCGGCGAGUGACGUCUGAUGAGGGAUGUGAGCUGGCAACGGAAUUGAAUUGCAACUUUUACGAAGUUUCCACCUCAGAAGAUUGCAAACGAGUGAGAGAGGUUGUGAAAACUUCAUUGUUGAAUUUCAUCCGCCAUCGAGAAAAAAUGAGAGAAACUGGAAAUCUGAAAGUUCCAUCGUUUGUUAAAAGGACGCCAUCCUUUGAGAAAAGGAAACGUUCAGGCCGAAAUUCCCAGGACAAUUUGAAAACAGUGGUCACAACUUUUGAAAUCCGCCAGCGAAUGAGACUGAAAGAAGAAGGAGAUGGCUAUGAUGACAAAGCUAAUAAUAACAACGCUCUGGGAGUUUAUGGUAAACAAAGCGAAAAUGGAGGUAAAGACUUGGUUACUCCAUCCAAAGCUAUUAACAACGACUCAAGUAAAAAUCGCCCUUUCCAUGUGGAAAAGAUAAAAAAUGCUUCUCAAUCGAGGGACAGACAGAAAGUCACCUCAUCUACCGACAAAUCGCCCGUAAUCUCUAACGAUGAAAAACCUAAAAUACCGUUUACGGUUCAUAAGGUGAAAGGAUCUUCGGCUAGCGAAUGGAUGAGACCCCUUCCGGUCGACAAGUUGCGACCUCUACCGAAUUACUGGAUCCGAACGGAACAAACGGUUUGCGAAGAGAAGCCGAAGAAGGGACCGUUUUCGCUUGACAGACGUCGGAAUCAUGAUCAGUCGACGGAGAAGCUCAAUAGAGCAUCAUCGUCAAACGAACGAUCGAGGUCUACGUCGUCGUUUACUCGUAUGAAAGAUGGACUUAUCGGAAGAACCAAGGCGCUGCGGAGGAAACCUAUUUACCUUUGA
This is a messenger RNA of Porites lobata, 10167 nucleotides long. NCBI's taxonomy places the organism in Eukaryota, Metazoa, Cnidaria, Anthozoa, Scleractinia, Poritidae. The record is from the annotation of a GenBank genome assembly.